Molecule: messenger RNA, 3643 nt
Organism: Dreissena polymorpha
Lineage: Eukaryota; Metazoa; Mollusca; Bivalvia; Myida; Dreissenidae
Product: tetraspanin-9-like
Exons: 11
Coding region: 587-1624 (345 amino acids)
Cellular component (GO): membrane
Source: RefSeq, a predicted model, not a curated record
AUCUGCACUGUGGACCUGCGGAAAGUUUAUUCGCCUUCCAGGAAGUACCGAUUGAAAUCACAGUUGGAUAGAAAAUCGAUCCCUGUGAUUACUAAUUGACGUGAAUUUCAUUUAAAUUUAAAUCAGGUACAUACUCGGGCCGUUCGUGGAUGAAUAUUCACAUAAUUGCAGCAUGUGUAGCCGAAUGGUUGCGGCACUUGACUUUUAUUGCAAGGACAAUCGCUCGAGUCCAGGUGCUGUGCCAAGCUAAAGUAAACAAUAACAUCGUCUGCGAAGUUGUUUAGCCUUUUGCGACAAAACAAGCCUGGUCACACAGCGCAAGCACGGACUUAGAGGAAGGAGCUUUCGAUCAACUUAGACUCACUUAAAAAUACUUGAAACACAAAUAAGACUGCUUGAACUUUUCGGUUUGCAAUGAAACACACAUUGAUCUGUUGAUUUAUCAUUUUGAAAAUAUUGUCUGCUUCCCAAGUGAAGGAAAUACUUAUUAGAGCCUGGUCUACUACACAUCAAAGCCUGGUCUACUACACAUCAAAGCCUGGUCUACUACACAUUAUAGCCUGGUCUACUACACAUCAAACAUACCAUGGGGGUGUGCGAGGGCUGCGGUCAGCUGAUACUGGUGUUGAUAAAUGUCCUCUUUUCGGUCAUAGGACUGGCUUUGUUGGUGGUGGCGUGUCUUGUGAAAUUCGGAUCGGACGUCUUCGACAAACAGUUAAAUGAUGGUUAUGCCGAGUUCAAACAGCUGAUCAAGGACACAUUUCAAGGUCAAGAUUCUGCAAUUGAUGAGCUUGACCUUGGUGCCCUUAUUGGGGAUGCCGCUAUUGCCUUCAUUGUGAUUGGCGCCUUCUUCUUUUUACUGGGAAUCUUUGGUUGUAUCGGCGCCAUUUGCAAAGUGAAAUGCCUUCUCGUUGUGUACAUGUCAAUUUUGCUGACAAUCUUUGCCGCAGAACUGGUCUUCGUGAUAAUGCUAUUCGCAGCAAAAGACAAAAUAGACGGUUGGCUCAAAACUCCUCUGAAAGACCAACUCACAGAUAAAUACACGGGCACCAACGGCACAGAUGCCUUUACACUGACUAUCAAUUUUGUAAUGAGAGAGUUUGAAUGCUGCGGUAUUGACAAGCCAGAUGAUUUCAAUGACACUAAGAAAUGGAAUCGUCCAAUUAAAGACAUGGUGGUACCGUACAUUUGCUGUCAUCUGCCUAACGACACGGAAUGUGUAACCCAUCCUACAUUGAACAACUCCUACACUGAGGGUUGCUACGGUGCAAUAAACAACUGGUUAACGGAUAAAAGCCACAUUUUGAUCGGUGUCGGUAGCGGUGUGGCGGCUGUACAGCUGAUCCUCAUCAUAUCCUCCUUGGUGAUUUGCUGUCAGAGACGGAAAGAGAACGACGACGAGUAUGAAGACUAUAAGGAGGACGCGCCAAUUUCUCCAUACAGAGAGUCCGCGGAGGCCGCCCAUCACAACCGUGCCUACGCCUCCAGUCAGCAGCAGAUGUACAUGGAGCCCCCUCGGGAUCCGGGUUAUAACCGGAACUACCCGGAGCCAUACAAAGGCCGGACCGACUAUUACACCGCACCGCCCGAAGGGUACGGUCGCCAGCAAAAUGACUACCGUUGAGUCGUUUGAAUGAGCGAAUGGUAGACUUGCUUUUGUAAAUACAAAAUAAUUGUUUAGUGCCAGAUUAAGAAAAUCGUUGGAUCCUAAUUGUAUUAACAUUUGAUUGUCUUCGAUGAAAAAUCGUGCGGGAUUGGGACGGGAAUGGAUUCCAACGAUGUUCCAAAUGAAUAAAUGAUACGUUAUUGUUCAUAUAUGUGGCUGUGGGUCGCAUUGUAUGUAUUUACGUGAGCUUUUGGACCAACAAAACAGUUUUCGUAUACAUAUAUAAAGUAUGUUAGUGUCAAUUCAUUUGCACAAGUCAACAUGUUUUUUUAGUUAAUGUACCGACUGCAGGCGAAAUUACUUUAUGUUACCGUUUUUAAAGGUCGAAACACAAAUUUGGAAUAUUAAAUAUGCUAGUGCAAAGUCCAGCGUAAUAAUUAGCAUAUGCCCGGUGUAAUUAUCCUAAUAUGUUCUUAUUAUAUUUAUUCAACGCGACUAGUCUUUUUCAUACACUUUUCCUUGUAAAUAAUUAAAACGUUAUACUUGUGAGUACAAUAUGAUUAUGAUCGUGUAAAUUUUGCUUAGAAUCAAGUACAUUGUCUUUUUCAAAAGUGCGAUAAACGAUUUAAUAGUAAAUAAUUUGACGUUUCAUGGAGUUCUUAACAACACUAUGUAUUGCCAUAGAAUAUAUACUGGUGUGCAAAUUGAGUCCUGAUUCAGGCGUUGCUCUAAAUGCAGUAGAUCCCGAAAUAUAAAUAUUCUAUUUCUUCACUCUUUAAAAAAGACAACGUUUUUUUCUUGAUUUUAACUCUAUCAGGGUGAAGAAUCAAUGGGGUUUUCAGGGAUUAACAUACGGGCUAGACAGAAUCUAAACACACCGUUAAACUUCAUUUUUGCAAAAUUUAAUAUCUUAAGUUAUUGAAAUACAUAUGCAAAACUCUUAAGUGCAUAAAAGACAGCUUACCUUGCAGUUUGUGUCGAUAUCUUAAGACUAAAGGAAUAAAUCCUUGAAUACGUCUGAAAUACGUUGUGUGAAGCAUGAUCGUGCAGUAUACAUGGAAUUUUUUAACAAGAACACAUGCUUAUUAAAUAAAGUAAUUCUGAUGUAUUUCACAUUGCCAUUAGCAGCAUAAAAAUCUGUUUUAUGCGCUAGCUAGUUGUAAUGCGUAAGAAAACUUGUUUUAAAAAGGUAUUUGGAAAAAAGCAGCACUUACCACCGUUUUUUUCAUCAAUUAACGUUUAUUUGGAAACCCAUCAAAGUCACGCGAUCAUGCACUGUGUCUAUUAGAAAGUUUUAAAAAUGGUUGUGUAAGUACACGCAGUCUACAAACGACGGUUGUGAUCUUGUACAAUAUGGUUUCCAUAAUGAGAGUGCUUGUUUUUCUGUAAUGACUUCAUUGAUAUAUGGUGGCCUGUACAUACACAUUUAGUGUAGUAUUUAUUGCAGGUAAUUGUUGUAUUAUUGCAUGAUAAACUCAUUUUGCCCAGAAGUUUUGAAGAGUAUUUCUUUUAAACAAAUAUGCUGAUGCACGCUCAUCCUGCUUGUAGAGAAGCAAAUAUCAUAGACAACAAGUUCGUUUGCCAUAAUAAAAUUACAUGUCCGCCUUUAAAGGGGCCUUUUUACGAUUGGGUAAAUUGCAAAAAAAGUUGUUUCAGAUUCGCAAAUUUUCGUUUUAGUUAUGAUAUUUGUGAGGAAACAGUAAUGUACGCAUGUUAUUUUGAUGUGCAAAUCUUUCGAUUGGGUUUAAUUUUAUGACUAUUUUUGCCCUGAUACUGUAUUUUACAAAAUUCUCUUGAAUUCUCUACUGCAUGUAUAUUUUGUAUAUGUUUUACGUCAUAAUCUAAUGUACCAACACGUGAUUGUUUACACCCAUAAUGGUGUUUGUGAAACACUUCACUUAAUUGUUUAAAGUCAUAACCAUUAAUCAGUUAACUUUGUUUCAGAAUCUUUAUAUGAUACAACAAUAGUCAAACUAUGCCAUGGCGUUGUUCAUGAGUUUAAUUUAUGCUGUUAAAUAAACGUGUAUAUAGACAAAA